Molecule: messenger RNA, 1171 nt
Organism: Eriocheir sinensis (Chinese mitten crab)
Lineage: Eukaryota; Metazoa; Arthropoda; Malacostraca; Decapoda; Varunidae
Product: adhesive plaque matrix protein-like
Exons: 3
Coding region: 132-764 (210 amino acids)
Source: RefSeq, a predicted model, not a curated record
GCUGCCUCAACCUGAAGGGCGCCGGGCUGGGGGAGCGAGUGAAGGGAGGGAAAGGCUCGCUAUAAAUACAAGUCCAGGCCGCUGCCCCACUCAUUCGCUCGCCCCCUCAGCCAGAAGCAACACCUCCGAAGAUGUGGUCCAGCGCGCGUGUGGUGACGGCCGUGGUGGUGGUGGCUCUGCUGGCCGUGGCUGCUGCCGAACCAAGCUACCCACAGCCCACUCCCUGCUACCCUGAAACCCGCUACGUCACCAAGUACCAGACGCAGCUCCAAGAGGUGCCGGUGUACCAGACGGUCUACAAGCAGCAGGUCGUGCCCACCACCCUCUACAAGAUCCAGUACAAGACCCAGUACCAGACCGAGUACCAGACCCAGUACGUGCCCAAGUACGUCACUGAGACCGCCUACAAGACCAAGGUGCUGUACCAGACCCACUACCAGACCCAGUACGAAACCCAGUACGUUCCCCAGUACGUUACCAAGACCCAGUAUGUCCAAAAGUACGUCACGCAGGUCGCCUACCAGACCCAGUACACGACGGAGGUUCAGUACCAGACGCUGUACAAGACGCAGUACCAGCCACAGUACGUCACCGAGACCGAGUACAAGUACCAGACCGAGUACGUGCCCGAGUACGUGCCUAAGUACGUGACCGUCGUCAAGACCAGGCAGAACUACGUCACCUACUGCCCCAAGCCUACAUACGGCGGCUACGGCGGCGGCGGCUACGGCGGCGGCGGCUACGGCGGAGGCUACGGCUACUAAAUGCUCCCCCUAUACCCCCCGCCCACCACCACCACCACAACCCCCAGCUGGUCACAUGGAAGCAUUUUAUUCAUCACAUUCUUCUUGCAAUGAAUCAGCUUUCCUUUAUAUAUAUAUUUACAUUUCUCUCUUGAUACCGACUGUCUGACAUUAUUAUUAUUAUUAUUAUUAUUAUUAUUAUUAUCAUAAUUAUUAUCAUUAUCAUUAAUACUUUUAUCUAUAUUUGCUAUUAACCUGAUUCUCAUUACUGUGUAUGAGUCACCCUUAAAACACGGACACACGUGAUAAUAAUAAUAACAAUAACAAUGAUGCCACGACGUCAGUUCUUUGAUACACUUUUUUAUACUAUGUUGCCCUAUGUGUGUAUGUAUGUACAAACAGAGAACGAAAUAAAUUACUUACGAGGA